Molecule: messenger RNA, 3395 nt
Organism: Pseudomyrmex gracilis
Lineage: Eukaryota; Metazoa; Arthropoda; Insecta; Hymenoptera; Formicidae
Gene: Prp5
Product: probable ATP-dependent RNA helicase DDX46
Exons: 8
Coding region: 166-3258 (1030 amino acids)
Biological process (GO): mRNA splicing, via spliceosome
Cellular component (GO): nucleus
Molecular function (GO): ATP binding; RNA helicase activity; nucleic acid binding
Source: RefSeq, a predicted model, not a curated record
AAAAGAAAAAUAGAUGGCGCUGCCAGUUUUACUCUUAAAAUCUUGAAGAGAUAUUGUGCACUAAAAGUUCAACAAUAAAUGAAUUUUCUUUAUGUUUUAGGUAUUGAUUGCUGUUUAGAUAUUAAUUAGUGGUUUACACUGUUUACAGUUGCCUUGUAAGAAAAUAUGGUGCGAAGUAGCGACAAAGAUAGACAUCAUCGACGAAGGUCGAGAUCGAGAUCUAGAUCACGGUCAGGCGAACCUGAAAAGAAACGACGACGGUCCAGGAGCAGAGAUCGGGAGAGGGACAGAGACAAGGGCCGACAUAGGGAAAGGAGGAGUCGUUCGAGAGACAGAGAUAGAGACAGAAGUGAUAGAAGGGAACGUUCCGAGAGAGACAGGGAUCGCGAGAGAAAACGUGGAGACAGUAAAGAAAAGCGUCUUACAGGCUCAAAGUCUUCGCGAUCUGGCAAAGAACGAUCAAACAGGUCUCGGUCUCGUGACAGAAAAGAUAAAGAGAAGGGCGACAAUGAAGAGUUGCCUUUUGAUCAUACAAAGUUGGACAAGGAGGAAGAACAGAAAAGGUUAGAGUUGGAGAUGCAAAAGAGGAGGGAAAGGAUAGAAAGAUGGCGUGCAGAAAGGAAGAAAAAAGAACUGGAAGCAACAAAAAAAGACGGUAAGACAUCUAUUUUGGCAAAUCUUCAGCUACCGAUGAAAAAGUGGUCCCUUGAGGAUGAUAGUGACGAAGAGACUCCUGUGGUACAGAAUAACAACAAGGAGGCAAAAGAAGAAGGUGUAAAGGAAGAGGUUGAUGAGGUAAAAGAAGAAGUAAAGAAAGAUGAAGAAGAAGAGAUCGAUCCGCUUGACGCUUUUAUGGCUGAGGUGCAAGAAGAAGUGAGGAAAGUGAAUAAACUCGACAGCAAAGCUCCGAAAAAUAACAGCACAAAUUCUGGAACGCAAAGUGGUGGUGUAGUCAUUGUAACUGGUGUGGCCAAGAAGAAAGUUCAGAAACAAAAGGGUGAAUUAAUUGAGCAGAAUCAAGAUGGAUUGGAAUAUUCAAGCGAAGAAGAAGGUGAAAAUCUUCACGAGACCGCAGCCGGCAUAGCAAAUAAACAAAAACGAGAAUUAGCCAAAGUCGAUCAUGCUACAACAGAUUAUCAACCAUUUCGAAAAUCUUUCUAUGUUGAAGUUCCUGAAAUUGCAAAAAUGACACCAGAAGAAGUAGAAGCGUACAAGGAAGAAUUAGAAGGUAUUCGUGUAAAGGGUAAAGGUUGCCCGAAGCCUAUCAAGUCUUGGGCGCAAUGCGGCGUGACCAAAAAAGAAUUAGAGGUGUUAAAGAAACUCGGUUACGAGAAACCGACGCCUAUUCAGUGUCAGGCAAUCCCAGCGAUCAUGUCGGGUCGCGAUCUGAUUGGUAUCGCUAAAACCGGUAGCGGUAAAACGCUUGCAUUUUUGCUACCAAUGUUCCGUCAUAUACUCGAUCAGCCGCCAUUGGCCGAUGGCGACGGGCCGAUCGCGAUGAUCAUGACACCAACUAGAGAAUUGUGCAUGCAAAUCGGUCGGGACUCGAAGAAAUUCACCAAGUCGCUAGGUCUUUCGCAUGUGUGCGUUUAUGGUGGGACUGGUAUUUCCGAACAAAUAGCAGAACUCAAAAGAGGAGCCGAAAUUAUUGUUUGUACGCCAGGUAGGAUGAUCGACAUGCUUGCCGCCAACAGCGGACGAGUGACCAAUUUACGUCGAGUAACAUAUGUGGUACUUGACGAAGCCGACCGAAUGUUCGACAUGGGUUUUGAACCUCAAGUGAUGCGCAUCAUGGAGAAUGUAAGACCAGAUAGACAGACUGUGUUGUUUAGUGCGACAUUUCCAAGGCAGAUGGAAGCUUUAGCCAGAAGGAUACUCACGAAACCGGUCGAGGUACAAGUUGGAGGACGUUCUGUCGUCUGUAAGGAUGUCGAACAACAUGUGGUCGUACUUGAAGAAGAUCAGAAGUUCUACAAAUUACUCGAGAUCCUCGGACAUUAUCAAGAUAAAGGAUCCGCCAUUGUGUUUGUGGAUAAACAGGAGAACGCAGAUACGUUGCUGAAAGAUCUUAUGAAAGCAUCAUAUUCCUGCAUGUCGCUUCAUGGCGGUAUAGAUCAGUGCGACAGAGACUCGACCAUAUUGGACUUCAAAGCUGGAAGAACAAAACUGCUGGUAGCUACGUCAGUUGCUGCAAGAGGUUUGGAUGUCAAGCAUUUGGUAUUAGUCGUCAAUUACGACUGUCCGAAUCAUUAUGAAGAUUACGUACACAGAUGUGGCAGAACUGGUCGAGCUGGAAAUAAAGGAUAUGCGUAUACCUUUAUUACGUCCGAGCAGGAACGUUAUGCCGGCGAUAUUCUGCGUGCGCAUGAGUUGGCAGGCGUACCGGUUCCGGAACCCUUACGUCAGUUAUGGGAGGGAUAUAAAGCCCGUCAAGCUGCGGACGGAAAGAAAGUACAUACGGGUGGUGGUUUCAGCGGUAAGGGAUUUAAAUUCGAUGAAUCAGAAGCUGCUUUGGCAAACGAGAAAAAGAAGUUCCAGAAAGCAGCUUUAGGAUUGCAAGACUCCGACGAUGAAGACAUCGAAAACGAUAUCGAUCAACAGAUCGAAAGCAUGUUGGCGCCUAAACGAACAGUUCGCGAGAUAGCUAGACCGACUGCGACCAGCAUUACGGUGCCAGGUCAGCCAGUUCCUAGUGCCACUGAUAAAUUGGAAUUAGCCAGAAGAUUGGCAUCGAAAAUAAAUAUAGCGAAGAAUCUCGGCGCCGAGGCAAAGGGCGCUACUCAGCAAGCAGCGGAAGCCAUACUCAAGGGUGCAGGACCUACAAAUCUUAUUACGGCAAAGACGGUAGCGGAACAAUUAGCAGCAAAGUUGAAUACUAAAUUAAAUUAUCAGCCGCGUGAAGAAGAUCUCGUAGAAACUGAUGUGGAAACGGGCGAACAAACAUUCCGCAAGUAUGAAGAAGAGCUUGAAAUCAAUGAUUUCCCGCAGCAAGCAAGAUGGCGUGUCACAAGCAAGGAGGCUCUUGCUCAGAUUUCGGAAUAUUCUGAAGCGGGUUUGACGGUAAGAGGAACAUAUAUCGCGCCAGGAAAAACUCCGCCAGAAGGAGAGAGAAAAUUAUACUUAGCAAUAGAAUCGACAAGUGAAUUAGCGGUGAGCAAAGCCAAAGCGGAGGUGUCGCGGCUCAUUAAGGAAGAACUCAUCAAGUUACAAGCAUCUGGCGCUCACACCGCUUCGCGCGGUCGGUACAAGGUUUUAUAAACAGUUUCGUGACAUUUAUACAUAUAUACAUGUAUACAUGCACCUUGACAUACAAAUUGUGGAAUUUAUAUGCUUCACAUACACAUGUGAAAAAUAUUAGAAAUUUAUUAAUAUAUAAUAAAUAACAAUGUGAGACA